Micropterus salmoides (largemouth bass) is the source of this 2182-nucleotide messenger RNA. RefSeq names its product homeobox B2a (gene hoxb2a). The transcript has 2 exons. Gene Ontology annotation, molecular function: DNA binding; DNA-binding transcription factor activity, RNA polymerase II-specific. NCBI's taxonomy places the organism in Eukaryota, Metazoa, Chordata, Actinopteri, Centrarchiformes, Centrarchidae. The coding region runs from base 129 to 1463 and encodes 444 amino acids. Gene Ontology annotation, biological process: regulation of DNA-templated transcription. The record is from RefSeq and is a predicted model, not a curated record.
GAAGCCAUAUUGUGUUGUGUGCGUGUGCGAGCGUGCGUGUGUAGGCUAUGUGUUUUGUUUUUUUUAUUUUGGGGAAGGGAUUGUUCGGGGGUCUCGCCGUUUGAGGGUGAAACCGGUCUGAGGGAGCUAUGAAUUUUGAAUUUGAGAGGGAGAUCGGUUUUAUAAACAGCCAGCCGUCCCUAGCAGAGUGCCUGACGUCCUUCCCCGCCGUCCUGGAGUCAUUUCAAACUUCAUCAAUCAAGGAGUCGACAGUAAUUCCGCCUCCCUUCGAGCACACCAUCCCCAGCCUCAGCCCCUGCACAGCCAGCCAGCCGAGACCGACUGCUAGGAGCCAGCAGAACCGGAGAACCUCCGCCACUAAUGGCCUCCAGACGCACCACCGAGCCGCCCAGCAACCCUGCCCGGCCGGCCAGGCCCCUGGCACGGCCACGGCCUCUCCGGCCGGUCCGCUGGCCCACGAGUUUCCCUGGAUGAAGGAGAAGAAGUCAUCAAAGAAGUGCCCCAAGCCUGGGAGCAGCUCCAGCGGUGGCGGAUCCAUCAUCCCCCCCACCUCGUCCUCCCCGUCGCCGACCGCCUCCGGGUAUGCUUCGGCGGGCAUCGAGUCCCCCACAGACUCAAGUCAUGCGGGUCUGGAUGGUGGAGGAGCCGGGUCCCGCCGGCUGCGCACGGCCUACACCAACACGCAGCUGCUGGAGCUGGAAAAGGAGUUCCACUUCAACAAGUAUCUAUGCCGGCCCAGGAGGGUAGAGAUCGCCGCCCUUUUGGAUCUGACCGAGCGGCAGGUCAAAGUUUGGUUCCAGAACCGGCGGAUGAAACACAAGCGCCAGACUACGCACCACCGGGACGGCGGUGGAGGAGGCCACGAAUCCAGCGACCUGGGCGGGUUCGAGCCGCUCGAAGGCGCCGAUGCUUCAUCCCCGUACUCAAGCCAGCCGCUGGAAGCAUCUGGCACCGGGGAGGCCACAUCGGAGGGCGAGCCGGGGAGCAGCAAUCCAUCUUCGGCCGCUGCUCCCACCGCCUACGCCAAUGACAGCGGGGACAAUGCACAGCCCACGCCGGAGGAGGGCUGCAGUUUGAGCCGUCCCGAACGCCCACCGCUGCCAGGGGCAUCUGGCUCCUCGGACGCUGCUGCAUCUCACCACUCCCCGCCUGCGUUCACCCCGACGAACUCGGCUGACAACCCGGGCCUGAUGCAGCUCAGCGAGGCCGGGCUCGCAGCAGCAGUAGCGGCGUCCGAUCCGUCAUUCUCUGAGCAACGGGACUCGCCCAUCACCUCCUCCUCGGCUGCCCCUCCCGCCGCCUCCUCAUCUGCGCUCCCCGAUCUGACCUUCUUCGCCGGGGACGCCUGCCUUUCACCCAGCCUCCAGAGUUCCCUGGAUAGUCCGGUGGAUUUCUCCGAGGAGGACUUCGACCUGUUCACAAGCACACUGUGCACCAUAGACCUGCAGCACCUCAACUUCUGAGGCCAGCUGCAACGUUUAAUCAUAAACGAAAAAUAAAAGACAAAAGACGGAGUGGAGGGACAGGCCUGUGUGGAUGAACAAUCGAGCGGAAGAGACAGCACUCGGCGAGGACUCUGUUGUUUAAAAAGCAUAAAAGCUUCUCGGCAACAUUCCUGAAACAUUUCUGAAUGAAAAUUCUGUUCGUUUUUAAAUAUAUAUAUUUUUUCGUCUUCUUGCUGGUUUUACUUUCCCGCUAAAUGUAGUUUAAGAGAGAUGCAUUUUUUAUUUUAAACACCGAAAGGAAAUUGUUUUUUUUUCCACGAUCGAGAAGUGGUGGAUGUUUUACUCUCCUCAUGUCCAAAUUUCAGGUAUUUAUUGCCUUUCUUGUUUUUGAUAUUUUUUUGUUUUGUUAAAACGAUGGACCUUUAUCAGUGUGCGUGGAUUUGUUUCCUCUAGUCCAUUCUGGUGCAGCUUCAUGGAUCCUUAAUAACUUCUCAGGAACUGUUCGCGAAGUCUAGGUGCAGAGAGCUGGACUGCUCUUACAAAUUCGAAACUGAAGAAUUAAUUCAUUCUCUCUCUGAACGUGGCGAGACGAGAGAGAGAGAAGCCCUGCUGAUGACCCGAGUUUUAGACCCUAGUUUAUUUAUUGAGAUUCUUUAAUAGUGAAAAUCCAAAUUAUUUAUUGUACAUAUAUUUUCAUAGUGGAAUAAUAAUAAUAAUAAAAAACACACAAACAAUUA